AUGGCAGACUACUCUAAUCUCCCAGACUUCGACUCCCUUCCCAAAGUCGAGGGCAUGCCCCAGGGCUGUGCCUGGGGUGUCUUCGACAAGGAUGGCAAGAAGGACCAUCUGGGCUGCAUAAACCUCCUGACCCCGACGGUGGUACAAGAGGCUUUCAAGGAAGCACGCGACGGCGUCUCGGUCUCGCUCAAUUGGCCCAUCGGCGCCAUCAACAAGCCGGGUUUCCUGCGGAAAGGCCUGGAACACAAGGUGUUCUCCUUCAAGGAAGGGCCAUUUGACAUGCACGGGUUCGACGACGAGGUCGAAUUCAACACACAAUGCUCCUCGCAGUGGGACAGCUUGAUCCAUUACUGCCACCAGCCCACCGGAUGCGGGUAUAACGGCGCCAAACCGACCAAGGAACAACUGGUCCAGACCUUCGGCAACGUCGACCUGGACAAGACCAUUCCCUCGUUAAACCACUGGCACGACCGUGGCGGGCUGGUGGGCCGGGGCGUCCUCCUCGACUACCGCGCCUACGCCGAGGCCAAGGGCAUCAAGUACGACUGCUUCGACUCGCACGCCAUCUCGGUGCAGGACCUCGAGGCUGUGGCCGCGCACCAGGGCACCAAGUUCAAGCACGGCGACAUCCUGAUCGUGCGCUCCGGAUUCACCGAGGACCUGGGUGCCGCCCCGGCCGAGGAGCAGGAACGCAUGCUAGGCACGCACAAGGCAGUCGGUGUCAAGGGCUGCAAGGAGACGGCCAAGUGGGUGUGGAACCACCACUUCGCUGCGGUGGCGGGCGACGCCAUUGCAUUUGAGGUUCUGCCUCCCACGAUCGAGGAGGACGGCAACCGACCGGGCACCAUCAGCGAGCUUGUUCUCCACCAAUACUUCCUCUCCCUCUUCGGCCUGGCUAUCGGCGAACUGUGGGACCUCAAGGCCCUCGGCGCCCACUGCAAGAAAGUCGGCCGAUACGAGUUCCUCCUGACGAGCGUGCCCUUGAACGUGCCCGGCGCCAUCGGCAGCCCCCCGAACGCUCUCGCCAUCUUCUAG
Messenger RNA from Fonsecaea erecta, 1035 nucleotides. RefSeq lists its product as hypothetical. Gene Ontology annotation, molecular function: arylformamidase activity. Bases 1 to 1035 code for a protein of 344 amino acids. Lineage: Eukaryota; Fungi; Ascomycota; Eurotiomycetes; Chaetothyriales; Herpotrichiellaceae. The transcript has 2 exons. The record is from RefSeq and is a predicted model, not a curated record.